AUGGUUGAGCUCACUAUCGGUGUCGCGUCAGCGUGUAUCGCUGCAUGUAUUGCGCUUCUUCAGUUCGUUAUUCCGAAUGCGCUCGCUCUGGUCUUGACUGGUACCCUCUCCGAAUCUCAUUCAGCUGUAACCUGGUCUGUUGUCUCGAGGUUCCUACUCAGUUCCGACUGGCCGCUCUUCCUUCGCUCUGAUAGCGCAUCGUCGAAUGCUGUCGCUGGAAAUAUUGCAGUUGUCACCUGGAUCAGGCCGCUGACGCUUCUGAUCGCAGCCAUUGCUGCUAUCGUUAGCCCUCUGGGUCUGUAUGAUGGUAUCUAUCCAGCUACCAACAUCCAAGAGGUGGCCUUUGUGUAUGCUGCUGACAGAGGUCCGCUAGGGAGCGGUACUCCUGCUCGCAAUGUCGAUUUCGGUUUCAGUCGUGUAUGUGCUGAGUUCGCGUGUCCGGGCGAGCCAGAGCUGGGAAAUAUCACACAAACGACAAUAUAUAACGGUACAAAUAGGACUAGGUUUGGACGGAUCGCAAGCCCCGAGAUACCCCAAUCGCUGGUAGAUUUGUUCCAAAGUGGCGUCAACGAUAAAACCUCCAUGUCUAGUUUCUUCGAUGUACAGUACAGACAAUUGGAGGAGACCAAGAACUUCUGGAUUGUGGACAACUCCUCAUUCCUCACGGGCGACUUCAAGAUGCUAGGGUCGUCUAUACUGAACAACGAGUACGAGCUCUUGGAGGGUGUCAUACUCGACACAAUCAAUGAAUGGGAAGAAGAUAUACUGUUCCUGGAGCCAGAGGCCGCUUGCGUUAAUACCAACUUGACUGUAUACUACACAUUGACAGACACAGGCCUCAUCGGAAAUGAAAAGGGGCUGGUCGAUCGUGGCGGCUUCGUUGACAUUAACCGCACCGAUCCCUACCCCGUGGCUUCGUCGAAAACAGGCGAAUAUCCCUUCACGGACAGCCAACGAUUGCCAAUGUUGUACGACAGAGCCUAUUUCGCCGCGUGGCUUACGAACGUUUUCACCAUGCAAUUCCUCAAUGUGACCGAGCCUCGAACAAAUCGGUCACGCAUUUCAUCUGCUUUGAGCCAGAGGUUUCGAGUGAACAGUACUUUUCAGGAAUACGAUCCCAAUGAAAGCCAAUAUAUUGAGCGAACUACAGACUUCAGUCAACUUGUCAAGACACCUUACAACUACACUUUCUCCGAUCCUGCCAAGUAUGGCACAAAUUACAGCAGCAAUCCUGAAAUUGCAAAUCCCUUCAAUGUGGCCUCCGAGGUAUUUCAUCUGUUCACAAAAUAUUGCAAGUCGUCUUACGGUAGCGUUCCAGUCAAUAUCACCGAGAUUGCGGUAGAGCUAGGCAUGGUCGGAGGUGUGGGACACAGAGUCGAUAAAGGUUUCGAGGAUGCAAAGGAUGUGAAAGCACCCAAUUCGACUUGGGAACGACCAAUCUACGUCUGCUCAGGCGCCACCAAAGCGAAAAUAAAGACCGUUACGUUCCGCUACAACGCAACGAUCGACAACUCACUUGCGGGGCUUUACAUCAAGUCAAUCAAAGACAAAACAUAUACCAACUCAGUAUCCGCCCCAAUCUGGGGCUUCGAAACCCCUCAGCCACAAUUCAACAUCUCCGACAUUAAUCCUCUGUGGGGAAUCAUAGAUCCUGCACGAGUCAAAACUCCCAAUCUCACUACCCUACAGGCACCCUCGUUCUAUAUUCCUCACUCCUCGACGUCCGCAGUGGGUACAACGCCUGACCUCUCAUACCAAAAUGGAGACAAUGUUCCCAUGAUACGCACGCCGCCUGAUCUCUGGUCAGCAACACUCUACUCGUCAGUCACUGGACCAGCGUAUAGCGGCAAAGGCGAUCAAGAUUUACAGAUGCUGUGGAGGGAACUCAGCCGUAAUUCAACUGGUAUCGAGAAGAUGCUUCGACUUAUCUGGGUAGACCUAGCUGCGAACUAUCUUGUCGGCACGAAAGGACAUCAUACCACAAAACAUCAACAGCCAGUGUCUUACUCGGCCAAUUCCAAGCGCCAGGCUAGUGGCGGACAAUCUGGUCAAGCAACAUUUCCAGUACAUGUCCUCGAACACCACAUUCGCUAUCACUGGAUCUACGCCAUACCAGCCCUCACUUGCGUGAGUAUUGUCUCAGGCAUACUUCUCUUUGCGCUCGUAUCUAUGAUGUGCGGACGUGGCACGAUAACUCGAUUAAAGUACUACUUGUAUGCUAUCACCAGCGGACGAGUCAUGGCUGCUUUUGUGUAUCCAAAUGAAGGAGGAAUGGACCACCGACAAGCCGAGACGAAUAUCUGGAUCCAAGAGGUUGCACACAAACCUGUGCAGAUAUUUGAGCACCAGCCAACCCUACUAUCAGCUACUGGAGUCGAUCAUAAGGUACAGAUGCACCAGAGGAAGGGAACAGAGUACGUUAGUGUGAAGCAGAAAGCUGACAACGAUGACGAGUUGUGA
Lithohypha guttulata is the source of this 2460-nucleotide messenger RNA. RefSeq lists its product as uncharacterized. The coding region runs from base 1 to 2460 and encodes 819 amino acids. Lineage: Eukaryota; Fungi; Ascomycota; Eurotiomycetes; Chaetothyriales; Trichomeriaceae. The record is from RefSeq and is a predicted model, not a curated record. The transcript is spliced from 3 exons.